Messenger RNA from Elgaria multicarinata webbii, 10478 nucleotides. It is a transcript of the gene XIRP2, whose product is annotated as xin actin binding repeat containing 2. Lineage: Eukaryota; Metazoa; Chordata; Lepidosauria; Squamata; Anguidae. The transcript is spliced from 10 exons. The record is from RefSeq and is a predicted model, not a curated record. Gene Ontology annotation, molecular function: actin filament binding. Gene Ontology annotation, cellular component: stress fiber; focal adhesion. Bases 1 to 10350 code for a protein of 3449 amino acids. Gene Ontology annotation, biological process: actin filament organization; actin cytoskeleton organization.
AUGAUGAGAAACAGGAUGAAGAACAAAAUAGCAGGUGGUGAUAAUGGUGGUGAGAAGGAAGUAGAAAUUGAGAGAAAUUUGCGAUCACCGGCAUUUAAAAACCAGCCUGGGAGCCAUUCCAUCAUUCCUGUGAAAGACCCAGAAGCAAAAGGUGGCAAAACAGUUUUUGACAAGAUGUCAUCAGGAAAUGCUCAGCACAACAACGCUGAAGCUUCCACUGGUGGCCAGAAAUCAGCAAGUGGACUUUCAGGAAGGACUAACCAGAGUGAUAAGGACCUCCUGGACUCCCAGGAGAUCGUCCCACUGAAGGAAAGGAUGGCUUUGUACCAGGCAGCUGUGUCCAAAGUCGAGAUCAGCAACUCCUCUGCCAAUGCUCUGGAGGAUUCAGAGGCUUGCAGGAUACCUGGAGGCUUGGCAAGUGUGAAGAACCAAUUUGAAAAAGAAGAAACCAGCUCUUCAUGGAAUACUCAAUACCAAUACCAACAUAAAUCUGUACAGAAGGUGACAAGUCAAAGUCAAGCCAAGAUGUCAAGAAGCAGCACAGAAACAAGAGUAGAUGACGUGACUUCAGAAGAAACGCAGCUGGAAGCCUUUCAGUCAGAAAAGGUUUCUCAUCAUGAGCAAGCUUCCACUGAGGCUAAGACAGUUUCUAACAUUACUGAAAGUAUUGAUGAAACAGUGGUCAACACAACCAAGAAUGAGGAGAUUCCAGUGAUUUCUACGCAAUCUUUAAAGCAGCAUUUUGAAAAAACGGCGCAGGGAAAGAUGUUUCAUUCUGGACGAGAGAGUGGAACGCCUGCAAAGCAGAUCAAGAUUGAAAAUGAGUAUCAAGACAUGGUUUGGCCUUCUGCAGCCUUUUCUUCUGCUGCGGAAUCAGCUUCAUCCAGUAGACAACAGGACAUAUAUAUGGAAAGGAAAACAGAAUACGCAUCCGCUGCUUCAGCUGCAGCCUACAGCAACUCUUCUAAGUAUGGGAGUACAGAGGAAUUUCCUCCUCCACCAUCUCCAGACUUAUUACAGGCUCCAUCUGAUAUGACAAAGUUUUCCCAGUCCCCUGAACCCUCUCCCUCACCAUCAAAGCAACCUCUUCCCAAAGAUUUGUAUUCUAAGCAAAGAAAUCUUUAUGAAUUAAAGCGUUUAUAUAAACACAUUCACCCGGAAUUGAGGAAGAAUUUAGAAAAAGAGUACUUCAGUGAUGUUUCUGAGAUAGUCUCUAGUAGGGACACUGAGAUAGGUAGCUCAGUAGCAGGAGAUGUACGUCAGGUUAGGUAUGUCUUUGAAAACACAGAAAGCAGCCCACAAAAGUGCAUGAGCCCAGAAAGAGAGUAUUUGGAAUGGGAUGAAAUCCUAAAGGGAGAGGUCCAGUCUAUGAGGUGGAUCUUUGAGAAUCAGCCUCUGGAUUCAAUCAAGGAUGAAUCCCCUGACCCAAGCAUUGCAGACCAAGAAAUUAUUGCAGGCGGAGAUGUUAAGUAUACUACAUGGAUGUUUGAAACACAACCCAUGGAUGCACUGGGGACUCAUUCCCCAGACGACACAGAAAGUGAAGACAAAAUUCCUGAACUGGCUCGGGGAGAUGUCCGCACAGCUACUUGGAUGUUCGAAACUCAGCCAUUGGACUCAAUGAAUAAAAUUCACCACGAGAAGGAACAAGAAUCCAAUGAGACCUUCAUUAAGGAAAUCACUGGUGGAGAUGUCAAAACAGUGAGCUAUAUGUUUGAAACCCAGCAAUUGGACACUCUUGGACAGCUUUAUUCAGUGGAUGAAGCUAAGUUGCUGCAGCUCCGAUCUGAACUAAAGGAGAUUAAAGGCGACGUGAAAAGAAGCAUAAGGCAUUUUGAAACUCUACCAAUGUAUGUCAUUAGAAACAAUUUAGGCCAAAUGCUGGAGAUUAAAACUGUCCAUAGAGAAGACCUUGAGAGAGGAGAUGUCAGAACAGUACGCUGGAUGUUUGAAACACAGCCUCUAGACAUGAUCAACAAAGAUUCCAUGGAAAUCAAAGUUGUCCGUGGAAUCUCCAUGGAGGAAAGUAUCAAAGGUGAAGUGGGCAGGGCAAAAUGGUUAUUUGAAACCCAGCCUUUGGAUACUAUUAAAGAGGAUUCCGAAGAAUCUGUUGUGGAAAAAGAAGUCAUUGUAGGCACUGAUGUCUGCAGAAAAUGUUGGCUUUUUGAGACUCAUCCUCUUGAUACCCUAAAAGAAAGGGAAGAGACAAAUUUUUGGCCCACAGAAGAAAUAAUAGGAGGGGAUGUAAAUACUACUAAACACUUAUUUGAAACAUUGCCAAUGGAUAUGCUAAAGGACAGCCCAGAAGUUGGAAAGCUUCCAAAAAUGGCUGCCACUGAGGAAGAGAAGGGAGAUGUGAGGCAUCAGAAGUGGAUUUUUGAGACUCAGCCUCUGGAACAGAUCAGGGAGGAAAGAAAAGAAUUCAUAAGAACGGUGAAACUGGAGGAAAUUGACAAGGGAGAUGUGAGGAGCUGCAAGCAUGCAUUUGAAACAUGCCAUUUAAGUAAACAAGACAACGCUCAUAAAAUUCUCAUUGAAGGUGUAACAAGAGGUGCAGUGAAAUUAAAUAAAGCUGUUUUUGAGACAACUCCAUUAUAUGCAAUCCAGGAUAGCCUUGGGAAAUAUCAUGAAGUUAAAACAAUUCGACAAGAAGAGGUUGUAAGGGGAGAUGUCAGAAACUGCAGGUGGCUCUUUGAAACAAGGCCCAUUGACCAGUUUGAUGAGAGUAUUGAAAAAAUUGAGAUCAUCAAAGGGAUAUCUUCACAAGAAGUACAGUCAGGUGAUGUGAAAACAGCUAAGUGGCUGUUCGAAACUCAGCCUCUUGACGCCAUUAAAUAUUUUAGUAAUGUGGAGGAUGAAGAAAGCAAAGAACAGAUGGAGACAACAGAAAUUGUCAAAGGGGAUGUAAAAACGUGCAGGUGGCUAUUUGAAAACCAGCCAAUGGAAACUCUGUAUGACAAAGAGGAGGUAGUGACAGAUACUGAAGAGAUACAUAGAGGCGAUGUCAAAACCUGUACUCUGCUUUUUGAAACCCAACCUCUUGAUGCCAUAGGGGAAGAAUCAGAAACAGCUGUAAAACUACACACAGUGGAGCAGGAGGACAUCCAGGGCAGCGAUGUCCGGACCGCGUGUUUCCUUUUUGAGACCGAGAAGCUAGAAAAUAUACAAGGAGAAGAAGACCAAGAGCUGAAGCGAGUUGUGGAAAUUGAUAUCCAGCCUGGAGAUGUCUCAACUAUGAAGUAUAAAUUUGAGAACCAAUCAUUAGACUCAAUCAAUUUCAGCUCGGAGGAAGUUUUGAACAAAAUUAAAACCAUACAAAAUGAAGACAUACAGAAAGGGGAUGUUUUGCAUUGCUGCUGGCUUUUUGAGAAUCAGUCUCUAGAUGAAUUAACGGAGCACGAAGGAGACAGGACCUCAGCAAAAACUGUUACAGACAUCCAGGGUGGAAACGUGAGGAAAGGUUGCUUUGUCUUCGAAACAUUUUCUUUGGAUCAGAUUAAAGAUGAAUCUUCUGUAGAGGUAGACAGCAUCAAGAAAACCAUUAGUGAAGAAGAGAUCACAAAAGGAGAUGUGAAAAGCUACAGAAUGCUCUUCGAGACCCAGCCCCUCUAUGCAAUUCAAGACAAAGAAGGGUAUUAUCAUGAAGUGACGACCGUUAAAAAGGAAGAAGUGAUUCAUGGAGAUGUACGUGGGACUCGGUGGCUCUUUGAAACGAAGCCUUUAGGAUCAAUAAACCAAUCUGAUAAUGUGUAUGUUAUAAAAUCAGUCACCCAGGAAGAUAUUCAGAAAGGAGAUGUUAGCUCAGUCAGAUACCGAUUUGAAACGCAAGCAUUGGACACCAUUUCAGAUGAAGAAAAAAUCAUCAUGCCCACAGUUGACAGUGUUCAGGGUGGGGAUGUGAAAGCCAACAAGAAAUUAUUUGAAUCUGAAGAAACCCAAGGAGGCAGGUAUGUAAGAACAGUGAGUGUCAGUGAAAUACAGCAAGGCAAUGUUAAAACAUCUACUUGGUUAUUUGAAUCACAUACCAUCGACGAAAUUAGAGGAGAGGGGUCAGAGUACAAAGAUGUCAAGACAGUAACAAAGGAAGAUGUGCAAGAAGGUGAUGUUCAGAAUGCAGUGUGGCUUUUUGAAAACCAGCCCCUGGACUCCAUUAAGGAAACAGAUGAAAGCGAUACAAAAAUAGAUAAAGAAGAAAUUCCACAGGCAGAUGUGAAGACCACAACAUGGCUUUUUGAAACCACUCCUUUCCAUGAAUUCAAUGAAAGUAAGGUUGAAAAGGAGGAAAUCGUAGGGAAAAGUGUGAAAGAAACUUUAAAGGAACUUUAUUCUCACAAAGUUGUGGCAUCUCAUGGAAUUAUCCUGGAGGCAGAUGAAAUUGGAGAUGUCCGAAUGGCAAAAUAUAAACUGAUGAAUCAGGAGGCACCUGAAGUACAAAAAGAAGAGAUUAUUAAAGGGGAUUUAGCCAACAUCAUGUUGAACUUGCUGUCCAGACCAAGCGCUGUUGAAAGGGAAGCUAAAAUAAAUGAGGACGAAAAGGGCAAUGUGAAUUUGACCAAAGAGCAGUUGCUGACUAGAGCAACAGAUGUUCACAUUGAAAAGGAAGAGGUGGUGAGAGGUGAUAUACAGCAAGCAAUAAACAGCCUGUUUAAUAAGGAGAACUCUGCAACACGUGGAAUUUUAAUUCAAGAAAAUGAGAGGGGAGAUAUUAACAUGACAGUCUAUUCUCUCUUUCACAAAAAGGACAACAAUAAAAUCGAGCAAGAUGAAGUUAUAGGUGGCGAUGUGAAGCGUACGAUUCACAGCCUCCUCUCCUCUGCAAUGAAUAAUGAAAUAUCGGAAAGGCCUAAAAUAGACGAUUCAGAAAGGGGCAAUGUUCAGUUUUUUACAACAUGCAUAGAAGCCGGGGCUCUGGAUUAUUUGAAACUACUCCAGACAGGAACAAAUGAAACAUUUGCAAGAAGGGAUCAGGAGGAGGAGGAAGAGGUGGAGGAAAUAAUUGGGGGUGACGUGGAAGGCACAAAACUGUUACUUAAGAAAAAGAAGUCUCAAAUUCAACGGACAGUUAAUGAAACUGACAUCAUCCCUGGAGAUGUGUGCAAUGCAGUUAAGAUCUUUAUGACUGAGCCGCAAAAUACAUCUUGUCAUGUAUGCAAAGAAGAAAUUAUAAAAGGUGAUUUGAAGGCAGCCUUAUAUUCCCUUAGUCAGGCCAUAAAUCAAACAACUGUUACAGAAAAGGAAGAAAUUAUCAAAGCUGAUAUCCUUGCAAUCCUGAAGUCUCUUAAAGAAUCAGCUUAUCGCCUGAAAGAAACAGAAAAACCUGAUAUCAUCCCUGGCGAUAUUAAGCAGGCGAUUGAAUCGCUGGAGAAAGCAAUGCACACAAAAAAUGAAGUCUUAAGAGAAGAUGUUGUUCGAGCUGACCUUGAGUCCACACUCAAGUCUUUAAAAGCAGUUCAGCAGUCUUUCAAAGAAGUAGGUAGAGAAGAAAUAGCCAAAGAAGUUGUUCAUGGCGCUGGAGAAAGCUUGCUAGAAGCCUCUGCAGAAAGAAAAACAAUGCAACACCAAGCAGGCGUGCGUAGAGACCUGAAAAGAACCAACCAGAUGCCGUUUAAGCCAUCUCAAAAAUUAGUCAAGAACGAAGUUAAUGUAACUGGACGUUUACAAAAUAAUAUUAAAUCUCAUCAGGAACAUCAUGCAGGAGCGAAGUUUGAAAAGGAGAGCAUCUUCACUGAAGAUACCAGAGCGAUCCAUUUGGAUCAAAAACAGAGCACCAAGAUUCAUGAGGCAGAUCAGAGAAAUGUGAAGUGUUUAUCUAAUUCCCAAUACAAGGUCACUGAAAAAGCAGAUAAAUCUCUAGAUAAAGUCAGAAUCCAGAAUGUUGCCAAAAGAGAAGGAAAGACUCGUACUGAUCAAUAUGUGAUUGAUCAAUCUGCUUUUUGUAGUCUUGUUCAGAAAAAUGAAGGAACAGAGAAAUCAGAAGCAAGCAGAAUACUGAGGAAAGACAGUUCAUCUAGUGUUGUACAGUCCGCAAAACAAAUUACUGGAAAGAAACGGAAUGCAUUUCACGAACAUAAAGAUGAAGAAUAUUUUGACAUGAACUGUCACGAGGAGAUGAAAGAAAAAUCAGCACUGUCCACGAGCGAUUAUAGCUCCCAUCACAGAGGUGCAGAGCAACUGGUCAACAUGUCAACUGGCAUGAUUUCCAAAGCAGCUGGUCAUUUUCAAACGCAAGAAGUGCAGCAAGAUAGAAAACAAUCUCUGCAUUCAAAGGAGGCUCUCAAAGAGAUGAAAAAUAAUGUUAAGGCAAGCCAAGCUGAGGUUUCCAUGGCAUCCGAACAGAAUAUAAAAACUAAUCAAAAAGUCAAAGUCACACAGGAAAUGCACAGACAAUUUAAAGAAGCUGAAAGGAAGCAAAAGUGUGACAUUAUCCAGCAAAAUGAGAAAUCCAUGUCGAGGUUCAGGGGAAAGGCUAAGUUGGAAGACGCUGAGUCAAACGUCAGAGGUCUGGUGAAAAAUCCCCUGAAUCCAAAGAAGAACCCCAAGGGCCCAGACAGAUCAGAAGUUGAUUCCCCGCCCCCACCUCCCCCUCCUCCUUCACCACCACUGUCAGUCAUUUCCUCUGAAGCUGACUUGCCUCUGCCGCCACCUCCCCCUCCUCUAACUCAUUUAAUGAUGGAUUCUGACAGACAAGGGUUUCCUUCACCUCCACCGCCAGUAAGACAGGUGAAAACGGAGUGCGAGCAUUUUCCUCCACCACCUCCAGCAGAAGACAAACAUGAAUGUGGAUUGGCAUCUGCUUUGACUCCACCACCUCCUCCUCUGCCAAAACAGAAGAAAGAACAUUUCCUCAAAGAUCUAGAGAAAGCAUUGCAACCAUCCGUACAUCCUCCUGUUGGCAUUAAACCCGGCAGGGGCCCAUACAUCAAGAAACAUCCCCAGAAAGAACUUGCAAAUGAGUUAGAAGGAAGCUCACCUCAAACAGGUCAGAAAAUCCAACCAAAUGUUGUUCAGAUGCAGAAAGAAAACAAUAUGGCAAAAACAACGGGAGAAAAAACGGAGAGCGCAAUGGUGCGGAAAAUGGUUAGCCUUGAAAAGAAAGAGGACAGAGUCUGCACAAAAACAGAAGAGGUUAGAAGGGCUGCAUCUGUUAUGGAAGCGAAUAAGCUGGAGACAUCAGCAGUAAAGAAAACAAGUGCUUUCCCGCUUGUUAGGUCACCUUCCCUUCCAGCAGAGGCCACACAAAUGAAGCCUAAGCCUUAUGUACGGAAAUUUAAAACCCCUUUAAUGAUUGCAGAAGAAAAAUUCAGACAGCAAAGGGAAGAGCUGGAGCAAAAGCAAGCGAAAGAUGUUUGUCAACUAGUUAUGAGAAGAAACAGUGAAACGUGGGGAAGUUCCAUUCAGACAGGAUCAGAAUAUUGUCUGCCAGUAUUAAAACCAGAUGAGGAGGACCAAAACCCUCUGCAAGGUCCACCACCCUUUGCCACUCCAGAUAUACUUGCAGAGCCUGAACGUCAGGUGAAGCCGCAAGUCGUGGGAUUGCAAAAGGAUGAUCCUCAGCCUGUGCCAAACAUAGCAACAGUGGAACAGUCCCAAAACGUUUUAAAAAUCUCAGCAGAAGAGCACAUUAGAAAAAAGGCAGUCCACGAGUCACAAAGCCUUACAAAACACUGUGUGUCUUCUCAGAAGGUACAGACCCAAAGAGAACACACUAUGCAAAAGAAAGAGCAGCACCAAAAUGAGGAGCAGUUGCAUAUGACGAAAAGUAAAACUGGGUCCCCUACUUUCAAAGUUAGAACUGUCAAGCUUCCUGCUUUAGAUCAAAGCUUACAUGGAACCCACAAGGAUUCUGUGACCCACAAAACGCAAGAGGCAACUAGCGUCCAGAAUGUUGUGAACCAACGCAUUCAAGAAAAACAAAAAGAAAAUAUAAGCAAUUCUAAUAGAAAAAAGCAAAGCACUAUAAAGGCAAAUAAUCAUGUGAAUGUUGAUGAGAAGAUGCACAUGGAGAAACCGAUUUUAAAAUUCACUGAAGGCAGGCAUGAAGUAAAGGACACAGAAUCCAGUGAAGUGAAACAAAAGUUAGUUCAAAGGAAAGAAAUGGGGAAAGACGAAAUUAAACAAGAAAGAGUCUCUUUGGCUAUGGAAGGAAGGCAUAGGCAGGUAAUUUCUUGCCCUAAAGAGGAGAAAGUAAUAAUUCAAAGUAAACAAGAAGAGGUUAGCAAUAAAUCAGAAAAAAUGGUCAAACAAAAGAUAAUUGGUAUACAUCAAGAGUCACAGACUUUGACUUCUGAACAAGAGAAAACUCUUAUUUCAGAUAUAAACAUCAAAAACAAGAAACUGUCCCAGGAAAACAGUACUCUGCAAGGAAGGGAAUGUGCUAGGGAAAAGAUAAUGCAACAGAAAAAAGGCCUUCUUAAGACAAUGGAGCCGCAACAAGAACUUACACAGAAAAAGAUAUUAUUAUCUAGUCCAUCAAGAGAAUCAGUACAAAAUAAUGAGAAAGGCUCCAUAGAUGUAUUAGCAUUCUUGCGGAAACGUGAGGAAGUACAGCAAGUAUUGUCCAGAGUGAAGGAGUUUGAAACUGAGCCAAAUAAAAAUGGAAUCAAAACAUUUCAGACCUUCCUAAAUGUUAUUCCAGAAUGGCUGGUAGAAAAAGAAAGGAAGCAAAGCUUAACUUAUAUCGCACAAGAAAAUAAUGUUGAAAAGAUGAAAGAAGUAUUAUCAGUUAUUAAAGAUCAAGCUGCCAAAAUGCUUGAGUCAUGCGAAGAUGCAAUCCAGACAGUCAUGAUUUCCACGAAACCCCUAAGACCUAGAAAAGACUCUCUUAGAGUUGGAGGAUCACCACAGAAAAUGGCUAAAGUAAGCAUUGGCUCUAGCAGGAAAGAUUCACAGAAGACGAAAGAGAUGAUCAAAGACACAAUGGCACAUCAAGAAAUAAAGCAGCAAGUGAAUGCGCACAGAUUUUCAGAAAUCAAAAGUUCUUCGCCAUCCCUAAGAAUGCGAGCACCCUCGCCAACUUACAUUACAAUUGAAUCUAGAUGCAUUGAAUCCCCUUUCAGGGAGCUCUCAUCUCCUGUCCAAAGGGAAAGUACUCCAGUUCCACCAUCACCCCCUCCCAGGUCUGUUACCCCAACGUGUAAGAUGCAGCAGCCAGCUGCCUGCCUCUCUCCAUCCCCUCCAAGGAGCCGUUCUGAGCAACUUGCCAAGCUUAAAGACACCACAGUAAAACUGUCUCAAGGAGCAACACAAAAUCGAUCAGUAACCCCAAUUCCUAUUGUGGAAAGAAGGUCAGAGAUUGUGAAAUCCCCCGCAACACUCCGUCGGCAAAUCAAGAUUGAGGCACGACAAUCUGAUGUUUCAUCUUCAAAAGUGUCACCUGUAAAUGAAUCACAUGGAACUGCUGGUACAGUGAAGCAAAAGAAAGGAACUCGUGAGGAAUCUGAAACAAGCAAAACAUACAUCUCCAAAAAGAGAGGAAACAUUCCAGAAGGCCUAGAGCCACUUGGACAGAAUUUAGACCCGAUUUCCAUUACGCAAACAUUUGAGGUUCCUAAGGCUGAUCCUAAAGGGCUUGUGCAUAGGUUUGAAGCAUCUGAGCAGAUGAUUCACAUAAGGAAGGAACCAGAUAUACCUGAAAGAUUAGGCCAUGAGAGUGAGGAUAAAGUAGAUAUAGUGUCAGGAACAUUGAAUAAUAAGCCAAUAGCAGAAGAGAAAUGCAAGAAAAGGUAUGUCAAAAAUGGUGUCAUCAGUGGCAAAAUAAAGGAAGAAAGGCAGAGGUUUAGGAAGGAUGAAUUUGGAGAAAUUUCUCAAGAGAGCGAAAAGCAAAAAGAUGGUUUCCAAAAGUCUCCAGGGAAGCGGCAAAGAGAACCAAAAGCAAAGCAAUGUGUCGUUAAAGAGCAUCCCUUGGAACCGAUGGUGUGCUUUGACGCAACGUCUCAUGCCCAACGCUCUUCCGGCCUGGACUCCUUUGAGAACACCAUCGUUGAAUCGAGAUCCGCCACCUCCACAUCACGGAGCGUCGACGGGAUGCAGUCUGGAGGAUUUGGCUUCAAACGCGCACCUCCGACGUACGAAGACGUGAUCUCAGGCCACCUCUUGGAUAUUUCUGCUGCCGAUUCGCCGGAAGAACUGCUAAGGAAUUUUCAGAAGACGUGGCAAGAAAGUGAGAGAGUAUUUAAAAGUCUCGGCUACACCGUAUCAGAAGCUGCGGAAGCGGAAGUGCGGAGCAGCUUCCAUGAGCAAGCAGAGUUUAUAAGUGAAACUGCAACUUCAGGGAAAGGAAACAUGCCUGCUUUGUCAAAAGAGAGUUUAUCCAAUGGAGUGUCUGGUUGCCGACAAGCAGACUUUUCAUAAAUCAUGUUUUCGAUGUCACCACUGUGGCAGUAAAUUAAGCUUGGGAAAUUAUGCUUCUCUCCAUGGCAAAAUAUACUGCAAAACCCAUUUUAAGCAACUUUUCAAAUCCAAAGGAAAUUAUGAUGAAG